Molecule: messenger RNA, 1626 nt
Organism: Saccostrea cuccullata (small rock oyster)
Lineage: Eukaryota; Metazoa; Mollusca; Bivalvia; Ostreida; Ostreidae
Product: transmembrane protein 26-like
Exons: 3
Coding region: 171-1604 (477 amino acids)
Source: RefSeq, a predicted model, not a curated record
CAUCUGUGCUAAAUUGCUCCAACAUUUGUUAAACGAAUAUUAACAAACUUUUCGGACUAUCUACAUUUUAGAUUUAUGAUUGUGGCUAUUUACAAAGGUCUUAGUAAAGGGCCCAAUAUUGGAAUUGGAAAAGACUUAUCUAUCUUAAAAGUGACAUAUUGGAAGAUAAAAUGGACUCAAGUAAGAUUUCAUCAGGUCCCGCAGAGGAACAAAUUAAGUGUACCGUACCUGCACCAGAAAAGGCGCAUACAAAGAAAGAGGAAAACAGAUCUGUGUCGUGUAGUUCUGCUGAAGAUUCUAAAGUAGAAACACCGAAGCUCGAUAAUCGAAGAAAAGGUGAGUGUGAAAAAGAAACCAUUACUGGAGAUGCACCUGAAAAUCAAGACAAACACACUUUGAAAGAAAGAUCGCCUACGAGUGAUAGAUAUAAAAGUAAAGACAAAUCGAGCUCAGAUAUGCAAGUUUCACCCGAGGUUUCUAAAAUUCAUAAAAGACAGAGCGAACGAGACAUAGAGAUGCAAAACACUCCGAAUGUUUCCAAUUCCAUGGACAGUAUAGAAAAAUUCGACGAAUGGCCAAAUUCCAAGGAAAAUGUACGAAAAAGGAAGAAGCCGGUUAGCAAGCCCGAUAAAAACAGAAUGUCGACAUUGUCGUUAAAAUCCCUAAGUGAGAGCGUCCACGAGAAAGUGCAUGUCAGUCAUGACGUCAUACAGGCGUUGUUAGUUCGAGUCCUUCUUUUCAUCCACAGCUGCCUGUGCGUUUGGAGAACAGCAGACGUCAAAAAUGACGACCUCUACUGGCUACUAGCCUUGACCAACGUCCUGCUCGUCAUCGAGGCUCUGUACACGUGUAUCUUCCGAAAAGGAAGGGAUCCAAAAUGGAUCUGUCCUUGUUUCGUCCUUUAUUUACUUGGAACUGUGCCUGCUAUAUGGUUUCUCCAGUUGGAUGUACUAGAGAGAAAGUUUAAUGUGAACAUUACAACUAAUUCUUCAUCAGAGGAACUCUCUACAUUCUACGGGGUAAAGUUAGUCCCAAUAGCACUUGAUGCCGAGACGUGGGCCUCCAUUUUACAACAGCUGCUUUUGUUUGUCCUUGUUAUUGGACGGAUGCUGCUGCCACGUGGACAUUUAUCACGUGAUGAAUUAUCGCAAACACUCUUCAUCUUCAUUGGUUCCGGAUCUGACGUCAUGGAAUUCUUCGUCGUGUUCGAAGAUCCUGUCUUCUACACAAACAAAGGACUGAAAUACGCCACACUCAUCAUCUGGAGUAUAAGUCUGUUACAGUUUAUCUUCGUGAUUGCGGUUGCCAAGGGACCUAAACGGUUCCGCUUAGGAACCAUGGUCGACGAAAAGGAGAGCGAACACAAGAAUUUUGGGGCUGAAUUGUGGGGCCUGCUCAUAUCGAUUACUUUUAUGGAUGGUCCGUAUUUCGCUCUCCGGAUAUACGCUAUUACUGUACACAAGGUGCUGAGUUUUGGAAUACUCUUCUUCACGUGUAAAAAUGUGUUGAUGUUGAUUCUGCUUUUCUAUCGGCUGUUCAUUGUUGUUAUGAAAAUCAGAUCCAAACGAAAAGACGCACCAAAGAAAAACCUUGAUACUUUUUGAUAAUACAAUCAAUCAAAAAUAU